AUGUCCAAAAUCGCAUCGACAUUUUCGCGCCUGGUGCGCUUCGUUCCGAAAUCCAAUCCCGCCAGGGUUCUCAUCGGCGAGCCGAUCGAUCCGCAACUAGAUGUCGGGUUAGCCGUGUACCAAGGCAAGGAUGUCUCAGUGCGCCCAUUCUCGGGGUCAUCUAUGUUGAAUCCGGGGUCGAUUACCGAGUCAAUUGAGUCGAUUUCUCGGAUUCUCUCGCCUUUGGCGCAGACUGAAGUCGGAACCAUCCGCUGUGUUGGCUUGAACUAUGCCUCGCACGCAAGGGAGAUGUCCCUCCCCAUCCCCGAUGUGCCGACCCUCUUCAUGAAGCCUUCGACCUCGCUCGCCGAUCCAUGGCCCGCACCGACUGUCCUUCCCAAAAUCACCCAAAAAGACAACACCGGCGACUACGAGUCGGAGAUGGUAAUUGUGCUUGGUCGCGACGCCAAGGAUGUACCAGAGUCCGAGGCCCUGAGCUAUGUCCUCGGCUACACCGCCGCCAAUGACGUGUCAAGCCGAACGUCGCAGAUGAACCAAAGCCAGUGGUCCUUUUCCAAGGGUUUCGACGGCGCAUGCCCGAUCGGUCCCGUGUUGGUCUCUGCGGCCCUAAUGCCGGAUGCUAGCAAGUUCAGGAUUCGCGGCCUCAAGAGCGGCCGUGUCAUGCAGGAGUCCUGCCCACUCACCGAUCUCAUUUUCUCGGUGCCCCAGUUGAUUAGCUUCUUGUCACAGGGUACGACCCUGCCUGCCGGGACCGUCAUUCUCACGGGUACCCCGCCCGGAGUUGGUGCGGCUAAGAACCCGAAAGAGUUCAUCAAGGCCGGGGAUGAGUUUGCCGUUGAGCUGCUGCCUCAUGUCGGCACUCUGAUUAACAAGAUCGAGCACCAAUAA
Messenger RNA from Penicillium verhagenii, 888 nucleotides. Its product is annotated as fumarylacetoacetate hydrolase family protein. NCBI's taxonomy places the organism in Eukaryota, Fungi, Ascomycota, Eurotiomycetes, Eurotiales, Aspergillaceae. The transcript is spliced from 4 exons. Gene Ontology annotation, molecular function: acetylpyruvate hydrolase activity. The record is from RefSeq and is a predicted model, not a curated record. Bases 1 to 888 code for a protein of 295 amino acids.